CGCAAGCAGAACCCGGGGAUCUACAGCGAACAAGUAAGACAUGGGCUUGGGUUCUUUUCUUUUUCUCCUAGUCUCGAGCGAAGCAAGUCUCCCCCCUAUCGGGCGCAAUUGCAAUGCCCUUAGCUGCAUGGUGCUUUAGUAGAACGCAAGUCAAGAUGCGGUGUAGACUCAAUUCCACGAUGCUCCAUCAUGAUUGAAUGACUGAUAGAGAGCAUCACUGCAGAUCAUCGUCGGGGAGGAAAAAAAAAAGAAAAGAAAAAACCAAGGAGGAUUGCGACAGGUCUUAUUUGUUUGUUUUUCAGGCAUGCAGACAUGCAGACCCAAAAAAAUGUCCGGGCGUGCCAACGGUUGUAACUUCGCCCCCCAAAAUUUUUCUUGUUCUCCCUCCUGCAGUCGGGAUUUUUAUCCCAAAUUUUCAGUUGUUGUAUGUCAUUCCAUGGGAUUGCUUGACUAUCAUCCCGUGCCCAUGGAUUGAAGUGGCCCGUGGGGUGGCUUUUUCGGGCGUGCUUGUAGCCUUGUUCGUUUGGCGCCCACGAGAUCGAUAGCAUUUUUGCCCGUUUUGGGCAUGGCUUUGUCGUUGGUUUCUGUUUCAACUUAACUCCGAGCCUUAAGGGCGAGCGCGAGCAUUGACAGGGGAAAAUUUUCUCUCCUUGGAAAAG
Messenger RNA from Aspergillus eucalypticola CBS 122712, 659 nucleotides. RefSeq lists its product as uncharacterized. The record is from RefSeq and is a predicted model, not a curated record. The transcript has a single exon. Lineage: Eukaryota; Fungi; Ascomycota; Eurotiomycetes; Eurotiales; Aspergillaceae. The coding region runs from base 198 to 545 and encodes 115 amino acids.